UCGCGUCUCGCGCCUCGCGCCUCGCGCCUCGCGGGCCCCAGAAACCCGGAUCCAAGAGCGAGCGCGUUGCGCUCGCGCGCAGACUUCAGGUCCCGGGAGGGCGCCUGCGCACGAGCUUCCCAGGCGCGCGGGCUGUGGGGUUAUUAGAGGUGGAGCGCUAGGAGGGCGCGCGGCAGGAGGCGGCCGCCGUUACGGCGCGAGCGUGGUCACGUGGCCGCUGGUCACCGCCGCCACCCCCUCCCGCCCGGUUCUCUUUCAGGUCGGGCCUGGCCCGGCCGCUUCCGCGAGCGCCUGGCAGACUGAGGGAGAGAGAGAGAGAAAGAGGAGGGGAGGAGGAGGAGGAUUCAGGGAAUAGGAGCUGGGGAGCCCUUCUGCGCCACAGUGAUAUCAAUAUCAAGAUAAAAGUGUGGAAUGGGAGAAAAAUUCUCAAAGCCUGAAAGAAAAUCUGGAGAUGCUGUUUUUCCAGCAGUUAAGAGAGAACUUAGCUUGUCUCUGUUUCUUGAUUCCUCUUCAAUUUCUGUUUGCAAACCAAGACUUGUGUUUGGAGAACUCUGUUGUACUGAGCCUAAGUCAUUUUUGAUCUAUAACAAGAACAUGCAUUUUCACAUGUCAACCAGAUUUGUGGACCAGUAAAGUUCUCCCCAAAGAAAUCUCCUAUGAUAUUGUCUCAAGGACCACCUGCAACAGGAGCCCACAAAUUGAAUAAAUGCAACAUAAGGAGAGGAUUUUUUUUUUUCUGUUUUUGCUUGUUUCAAAAAUGCUACUAUCCAGAUUCUCUAUUAAGAGAGGAGUCUCACUCUGUCAUCCAGUCUGGAAUAUAGUGGUGCAGUCAUAGCCCAUUGUAGCCUCCAUCUCAAGGACUCAAGAGAUCUUCCCUCAGAGGCCUCCCAAGUAGCUGGGAUUACAGGUAGUUACUUUUGGUGACAUUGUCCAGUUCCCACAAUGUAUCAUUCCUUAUCUGAAACUAGACAUCCUCUGCAGCCAGAAGAACAAGAAGUAGGCAUUGACCCCUUGUCCAGUUACUCUAACAAGUCUGGAGGAGAUUCAAAUAAAAAUGGAAGAAGAACAAGUUCUACUUUAGACUCUGAAGGGACUUUUAAUUCCUAUAGGAAAGAAUGGGAAGAACUAUUUGUAAACAACAAUUACUUGGCAACAAUAAGGCAGAAGGGGAUUAAUGGGCAGCUGAGAAGCAGCAGGUUCCGCAGCAUUUGCUGGAAGCUAUUUCUUUGUGUUCUUCCUCAAGACAAAAGUCAAUGGAUAAGUAGAAUUGAAGAAUUAAGAGCAUGGUAUAGCAACAUUAAAGAAAUACAUAUUACAAACCCAAGGAAGGUUGUUGGCCAACAAGAUUUGAUGAUCAAUAAUCCUCUUUCACAGGAUGAAGGGAGUCUUUGGAACAAAUUCUUCCAAGAUAAAGAACUUCGAUCAAUGAUUGAACAAGAUGUCAAAAGAACGUUUCCUGAAAUGCAGUUUUUCCAACAAGAAAAUGUGAGAAAAAUUCUUACAGAUGUUCUUUUCUGUUAUGCCAGAGAAAACGAGCAGUUGCUUUAUAAACAGGGUAUGCACGAGUUGUUAGCACCUGUAGUCUUUGUCCUUCACUGUGACCACCAAGCUUUUCUACAUGCCAGUGAGUCUGCACAGCCCAGUGAGGAAAUGAAAACCCUCUUGAACCCUGAGUAUCUGGAACAUGAUGCCUACAUUGUGUUAUUUUAUUUUAUUUUUAGUGCAGUAUUCUCACAACUUAUGGAAACUGCUGAACCUUGGUUUUCAACUUUUGAGCAUGAUGGUCAGAAGGGGAAAGAAACACUGAUGACUCCCAUUCCCUUUGCUAGACCACAAGAUUUAGGGCCAACAGUUGCUAUUGUCACUAAAGUCAACCAGAUCCAGGAUCAUCUACUGAAGAAGCAUGAUAUUGAGCUUUACAUGCACUUGAACAGACUAGAAAUUGCACCACAGAUAUAUGGGUUAAGGUGGGUGCGGCUGCUGUUUGGACGAGAGUUCCCCCUGCAGGACCUUCUGGUGGUCUGGGAUGCCUUGUUUGCAGACGGCCUCAGCCUGGGUUUAGUAGAUUAUAUCUUCAUAGCCAUGUUACUCUACAUCCGAGAUGCUUUGAUCUCUAGUAACUACCAGACCUGUCUCGGCCUUCUGAUGCAUUACCCAUUCAUCGGGGAUGUACACUCACUGAUUCUUAAGGCUCUGUUCCUUAGAGACCCAAAGAGAAAUCCAAGACCAGUGACUUACCAAUUCCAUCCAAAUUUAGAUUAUUACAAAGCACGAGGAGCCGACCUCAUGAAUAAAAGCCGGGCCAAUGCCAAAGGUGCUCCCCUGAAUAUAAAUAAGGUGUCUAAUAGCCUGAUUAAUUUUGGAAGAAAGUUGAUUUCCCCAGCAAUGGCUCCAGGCAGUGCAGGUGGCCCUGUACCUGGAGGCAACAGCAGUAGCUCCUCCUCCGUUGUGAUUCCUACCAGGACCUCAGCGGAGGCCCCAAGGCAUCACUUGCAACAGCAACAGCAGCAGCAGCAGCAGAGGCUGAUGAAAUCAGAAAGCAUGCCUGUACAAUUGAACAAAGGCGAUGUAGUUACAGGAAGCGAUGCUCAGGUUUCUGUUCCUGUCCAGACUCUAACUGACCUCCAAGGGCAAAGUUCUAAAAACAUCAGUUCAUCUCCAAGUGUUGAGAGUUUGCCUGGAGGAAGAGAAUUCACUGGCUCCCCACCUUCAUCUGCUACUAAAAAAGAUUCCUUUUUUAGCAACAUCUCACGUUCCCGCUCACACAGCAAAACUAUGGGCAGAAAAGAAUCUGAAGAAGAAUUAGAAGCCCAAAUUUCCUUCCUUCAAGGACAGUUGAAUGACCUGGAUGCCAUGUGCAAAUACUGUGCAAAGGUGAUGGACACUCAUCUUGUAAAUAUUCAAGAUGUGAUAUUACAAGAAAAUUUGGAAAAAGAAGAUCAAAUUCUGGUUUCCCUGGCAGGAUUAAAACAGAUCAAAGACAUUCUAAAAGGUUCCCUGCGUUUUAACCAGAGCCAGCUAGAGGCCGAAGAGAACGAACAGAUCACGAUCGCGGACAACCACUACUGCUCCAGCGGCCAGGGCCAGGGCCGAGGCCAGGGCCAGAGCGAUCAAAUGUCUGGGGUCAUUAAACAGGCCUCUUCAGAAACGCCAGGGUGCACCGAUAGAGGGAGUUCCGAUGACUUCAUCCUGAUUUCCAAAGAAGAUGAUGGGAGCAGUGCCAGGGGCUUCUUCUCUGGCCAGGCCCAGCCUCUUCGCACCCUCAGAAGCUCCUCUGGGAAAAGCCAGGCCCCAGCCUGCUCCCCACUGGUGUUCUCAGAUCCACUGAUGGGCCCCGCCUCAGCUUCCUCCAGCAACCCCAGCUCCAGCCCUGAUGACGACAGUAGCAAGGACUCUGGCUUCACCAUUGUGAGUCCCCUGGACAUCUGACCACAGUGCCCAGUCCUGCCCCACAGGGAUCCAGCCACCGUUUAGUGGCCCCAAGGCCAGACUGAGGCUUGCCCAGUGGAGACCCUUCUGAAACCACUGCUUCCUUCCCGGCAUGCAUUUGGCAUUGGUCCAGCCCUUUGAAACCCCUUAGAGAGAAGCAUAUAUGGCCACAAAGCACACAGGCUUAGGUUUGCCAAAUGCAGACAGGGCUUUCUGGGCCCUUACCUAACCCCUACCCAACUCUUGCUCUGAGUUAGAGCUGAGUUACAUACCCAGUAUCACACUCACAGUUAGAAAAGUAGAAACACUUUUCCUCUGUCCCCUUCCUCCCAGCCAAGAAUGUGUGGCAACUCCAUCAGUUAUAGAGGAGAAAUAGCUUUUGCCUAUCUUCUAUUCCUCAAAGCAUCAGACAUAGGAAAAUUGGUUUAUACCAAGAAAGCUUCCUCUGUGGAAAUCUGUCUAAGCCUACUUUAUUCCUGCAUUGGGAAGCCAUAUCGCAGAUCUAAAUGCGAUAGAAUGAACUAGAACUAGUGGAUUCCAGGGCUGGGGGGAAGAAAACAAACUCAUUACUGACCUCUCAAAGUUAUAAUGAUCUCUGCAAACAGGGUCUAAACUUAGGAAUCAUAUUUAGGUGCGAUGUAGCAUCAGAUUUUUUUGAUGUAUUAAAGAAUGCAUCUCCAA
Messenger RNA from Chlorocebus sabaeus (green monkey), 4110 nucleotides. The record is from RefSeq and is a predicted model, not a curated record. NCBI's taxonomy places the organism in Eukaryota, Metazoa, Chordata, Mammalia, Primates, Cercopithecidae.